AUGUUGGAAAAUGAUCAGUAUCACAGGGAUUAUGUCGCAUUUGUGGAUAAUUUCUUGGCUUGCAACUACGCCUACAACAUACAACCUAGUGAAAUCUUCACCUCACCUGAAAGAAUCUGGUAUCUUCCCAACCAUGGCAUAUACCACCCUAGGAAGCCACAAAAGAUCCGGAUAGUCUUUGACUGUAGUGCUACCUUUAAUGGCUCAUCUCUGAAUGACAGACUACUGCAGGGUCCUAGUCUCACAAACUCUCUGAUAGGCGUCCUUACAAGAUUCCGUGCAGAACCAGUGGCAUUUAUGGCCGAUAUAGAGGCAAUGUUCCACCAGGUAAAGGUGCCCUUAGAACAACAUGACCAGCUCCGUUUCCUGUGGUGGCCUGACGACGAUCUGCAAUUCGAACUCGAGGAAUACAGAAUGGCAGUCCACAUAUUCGGUGCUGUAUCUUCUCCCAGUAUAGCUAACUUUGCUCUCAAAGCUACAGCUGACAAAGCAGAAGAGAAGUAUGGAACUGAGGCUGCUGACACAAUUAGAAAAAAUUUCUACGUGGAUGAUUGGCUCAAGUCGGCAGCAAAUGUAAGGAAAGUUAUCCAACUCAUCAAGGAUGUACAAUCAGCAUGUGCAGAAGGUGGAUUUCGCUUAACUAAGUUUGUAUCCAACAGCCGAGAUGUUCUUAAAUCAAACCCUUCAGAAGAUCGUGCCAAACAGAUUCAAACUUAUGCCAGUUCUAUUGGUUAUGGCUGCGUUGCAUACCUGCGUCUACUGGAUGAAGGUAAAAACAUCAAUGUGUCCUUCCUGAUGGGCAAGUCAAGGUUGGCGCCAGUAAGAACAGUCACUAUCCCUAGGCUUGAACUCACAGCAGUAUCAGUAUCACUUCAGCUCGGGCAACAACUACUGAACCAGCUCGACAUGGAGAUUGAUGAAGUAUCAUACUAUACUGAUUCUACCACAGUCCUUCACUACAUCAAUAAUGAAGCAAAACGUUUCCCAGUGUUUGUGGCCAAUCGGGUUCGUUUAAUCAGAGAUUACUCGCAACCGUCACAGUGGAAGUUCAUAGACUUUCGCACCAAGCUAGCUGACAUUGCGUCAAGAGGCAUGAGUAUAGGGCAAUUCCUUCAUGCUGACACUUGGCUUCAUGGACCCAAAUUCCUCCACGCUCAUGAAUCAGAAUGGCCAGACUGCUCCAUUCCAAGUACACCAGCAGAAACAGUCCAAACCACAGACCUACAACCAGAGAUGAAUCAUUGUAUGGAGAAGUUGAUCUCUCAUUAUUCCAACUGGUAUCGUUUAAAACGCGCUCUGGCUGUCUACAUCUUUCUCAGGGAUGUACUUCACUCACGGAUCAAGCAGAAACACAAGCUUAAGAAGUACCAUAACUCAACUGACCAACCUUUCACGGUGGGACGUCUAGAGGAAGCAGAACUCGUCAUUAUUAAGUAUGUACAACAUGUAGCAUUUCCUUCCGAAUGUGAAAGUCUGUCUGACGUCUCAGGCAAACGAAGCCGAGUGCUGAAAAGUAGUUCCAUCUACAAGCUAGAUCCCUUCAUGGAAGGUAGUGUACUGAGAUUGGGCGGCCGCCUUAGCAGACCAGAUAUUCAGGCUGACAUGAUGCACCAAAUCUUGCUUGCCCAUAAAAACCAUGUGACAAAGCUCAUCAUUCAGGACAUACAUGUCAGACUAGGACAUGGAGGUAGGAAUCAUGUCUUGUCCAUUCUCCGAGAAAAAUACUGGGUGAUUAAAGCCAACUCUACGGUCCGCAAUAUCCUUUCACACUGUGUCACCUGUCGACGAAUGAGGACUCCAGUCUGCAAUCAGAAAAUGGCAGACCUACCAGCCAGCAGAGUAAAUCCGUCACCUCCGUUCACCCACACAGCCCUACGACGCUUCACUGUCAGAAGGGGACCAGUCAAACAGAAACUCUGUGACAAUGGUACAAAUUUUGUUCGAGCAGAGAAGGAACUGCGUGAAGCUGUGAUGGAGAUGGAUCAGGAUAGAGUGAAAGAGUAUCUCUUGAAGCAGCAUAUUGAGUGGACGUUUACCCCCCCUGCCGCCAGUCAUAUGGGAGGGAGCUGGGAAAGAAUGAUUGGCUCAGUUCGCAAGGUACUUGCUCCUUUGUUGAAAGCGUUUUGCGAGAGGCUAGAUGAUGAGUCCUACCGGACGCUCCUCUGUGAGGUUGAAUAA
This is a messenger RNA of Haliotis rubra (blacklip abalone), 2178 nucleotides long. RefSeq lists its product as uncharacterized. The transcript has 3 exons. NCBI's taxonomy places the organism in Eukaryota, Metazoa, Mollusca, Gastropoda, Lepetellida, Haliotidae. Gene Ontology annotation, molecular function: nucleic acid binding. The record is from RefSeq and is a predicted model, not a curated record. The coding region runs from base 1 to 2178 and encodes 725 amino acids.